AUGGCCCAGCUCCGGAUUUUAGACUGCUUGAUCAAUCACAACUGGAGUUUGAUAUGUAACCUGUACUGUGCUUGGAGUGGUCAGGCUUCAAAAAAUAAAGAUGGAAAAGAGCGGAGUGAGGCUGUAUCACCAUCAGAAGAAGAAGAAGCUUUCUGUUGGCCUGGUCCAAAAACUGUCGUGUUAAGGAGGACAUCUCAGGGUUUUGGCUUCACCUUAAGACACUUCAUAGUUUACCCUCCAGAAUCUGCCGUUCAGUUUUCUUUUAAAGAUGAAGAGAAUGGAAAUAGAGGAGGAAAACAAAGAAAUAGACUGGAACCAAUGGAUACCAUAUUUGUUAAACAAGUUAAAGAGGGUGGACCUGCUUUUGAAGCUGGACUGUGCACAGGUGACAGAAUUAUAAAAGUCAAUGGAGAAAGUGUUAUUGGAAAGACAUAUUCUCAAGUCAUUGCUUUAAUACAGAACAGUGACAGCGUAUUGGAACUUAGUGUUAUGCCAAAAGAUGAGGACAUCCUUCAGUUGCUGCAGGUUGCAAAGGAUGUCACAGCACUGGCAUAUUCCCAAGAUGCCUACCUGAAAGGCAAUGAAGCUUACAGUGGUAAUGCCCACAACAUACCUGAACCACCACCAAUAUGUUAUCCACGCCUGACGUCCACAGCUUCUGUUAUGGCACAAGCUAGUGACAAGUUAUCUUCUGACUUCUCUUUGGGGAAACAGCAAGUCACCAGACCAGUACGGGCAUUGACACAGCCAGAGAGGGCCUACAGAAUGGAAAUACAAGUGCCUCCAUCACCAACAGACAUUGCAAAAUCAAAUACAGCUGUGUGUGUUUGCAAUGAAACUGUACGGACUGUUAUUGUGCCUUCUGAGAAGGCUGUAGAUCUGCCAUCUUGUAGAAAUAAUCAUGCUGGUCCAUCACACAGGACAGAGGAAGUGAGAUAUGGCUUAAAAGAUCAAACUACUCUAAAAGCAUGGACCACAUCACCAUCCUCCUCAGUAUCCACUUCCAUUGUACUUCCGCAGACUCCAAUAACAAGGCCAGUUGAUCCAACUGGAACAAUAAGUAAACCUUCAAAUUAUGUAGUAUGUUCAGAAGGAAUCCCAAGCACUAGACCUCCUGCUCAAGGCACUGACUCACCGUCUGUUUCUACUAAUCAUUAUAGUUCUCCAACUUCCCACCAACAUAUAGACUGGAAGACCUACAAAACCUACAAAGAGUACAUUGACAAUAGGCGCAUGCACAUGUAUGGUUCCCGAACAAUCCAGGAAAGGUUAGAUAGUUUACGAGCAGCCUCUCAGAAUACAACUGAUUAUAAUCAGGUGGUGCCAAAUCGCACUGCUUCCCAGGUACGGCGCAGAAGCACCUCUCAUGACAGGGUUCCUCAGUCUGUUCAGAUCCGGCAGCGGAGUGUAUCCCAGGAAAGACUUGAAGAUCCUGUGUUGAUGAAAGAGUGGCCACGAAGUGCUUCACAGGAUACAUUAACUUCACCUUCGAUUAAUGCUAGGAAUCACAGGGCUCAGUCAUGGGAUUACCUCAGCAAACAGGGUGAAACGCUGGAAAGUUUUCGUUCUGAGAAUUUGAUUGCAGAUACAAAUGGAGAUAGGAGAAAGACUUAUAAGUGGACAGGAUUUACUGAACAAGAUGACCGGCGAGGUAUUUAUGAGAGAUCUAGACAACAUGCAUUUCAUAUGUCCCUUCGAGGCCAAAAUUUUCCUAUGGCUCCGAGCGCUUAUAUUUCAGACAACAGGAGAGUAGGUAGUAGAGCUUCUCUCUCCACUUCUCAUUUUCAAAAAGUUCCACCAGAUAUAAAAAUGUUACAGCCUUCUCGAGAUUUGCAGUCUCCUGGGGGAGUUUCAAAGCCUUCAGCUCUUUCACAAGAGAGAACGUCUCUCACAACAGCUAGAAGUUUUAAAAGUAGCUCUUUGAAGAGCACUGCUUCCUAUGCAGCAAAACCAUCAUUUCCCCUUAACCAGAGCCUGGAUGUUCUUGCCAGCAAAGACCAAAGAACAGUAAAUCACUUGCAUCAAAGUAAUCUGUUAAAUCAACAGCCAAGGAUCCGAGCAGAAGGUUCCCCAGACCGCAAAACAGAAACUGGCAAAAGCAUCCAACCCCUCUCCUUGUCUGCAGCUUCUGCCAAACUUGUUCAGCAAACAAGUGAGAGUUCAGCUACCUCUGACAACGUAGAUACUUCCAUCAGACAAAAGAUCCACGAUUUUGAAAGGGAAGGUGUCCAAGAGCCUGAACUUCUGCAGCCGGGCAUUCAGGAAAAUGACAAAGACACAGUUGUUAUGCGGGAUAAAUCACCUUCUGGCCACCAAACUCCACAGCCUUUGAGACACCAGUCCUACAUUCUUGCUGUAAAUGACCAAGAGGCUGCUUCAGACACUACCUGUUGGCUACCUAAUGAUGCUCGGAGAGAAGUCCACAUAAAAAGAAUUGAAGAAAGGAAAGCAUCAGGUUCCAGCCCACCUGGCGAUUCCUUGGCUUCCAUUCCAUUUAUUGAUGAGCCGACUAGCCCUAGUCAAGCACCCGCUACAACAACCGUUCCUCCUAGUCCCGCAUCUCCAAUCCCUUUACUUCGGCGACAGCUUUCACACGAUCAUGAAUCCAUCAGGCCUAGUGUCCUGGAUAGCCAGCCUGCCACAAAAACUGAGAGAUCGAAGUCAUACGAUGAAGGAUUGGAUGACUAUAGAGAAGAGGCAAAAUCAUGCAUUAAGCAUGUAUCUAGCUUAAAGGGGAUCAAGGUCCCAGACAGUCAAAAAUCGUCAGAGGACUCUGGUUCCCGAAAAGAUUCUUCUUCAGAGGUCUUUGGUGAUGCCUCCAAGGAAGGAUGGCUUCAUUUUCGUCAGCUUGUCACAGACAAAGGAAAGCGAGUUGGUGGGAGCAUUCGGCCAUGGAAACAAUUGUAUGUUGUUCUUCGAGGUCAUUCGCUUUAUUUGUACAAGGAUAAAAAGGAACAAAUGACCCCAUCUGAAGAAGAACAACCUAUCAGCAUCAACGCUUGUUUGAUAGACAUCUCAUACUGUGAAACCAAGAGGAAAAAUGUGUUCAGACUCACCACAUCAGACUGCGAGUAUCUGUUUCAAGCUGAAGACAGAGAUAAUAUGUUAGCAUGGAUUAAAGCCAUACAAGACAACAGCAACUUAAAUGAUGAGGAUACUGGUGUCACUAGUAGAGAUCUAAUUAGUCGAAGGAUUAAAGAAUACAGUACCAUGAUGAGUUCUUCAAGCAGCAAAACAGAGCCAUCUCCCAAAACACCUCGUCAGAGUCUAAGUAUCAGACAGACUCUGCUUGGAACUAAAACAGAGCAGAGGACCCAGAGUCCGCAUUCUCCCAAGGAUGAAUCUGAAAGAAAGCUUCUCACUAAAGAUGAGACAAGCCCACCAAAAGACAAGGGAACGUGGAGAAAAGGCAUUCCAAGUAUCAUGAGGAAGACGUUUGAAAAGAAGCCAUCUGCUGUGGGAACGUUCGGUGUUAGACUUGAUGACUGUCCCCCAGCUCAUACCAACAAAUAUAUUCCACUGAUUGUUGAUAUAUGCUGCAAGCUGGUUGAAGAGAGAGGUCUUGAGUGCACAGGUAUUUACAGAGUUCCUGGAAAUAAUGCUGCCAUCUCAAGUAUGCAAGAAGAACUCAACAAAGGAAUGACUGACAUUGAUGUUCAUGAUGAUAAAUGGCGAGACUUGAAUGUAAUAAGCAGUUUGCUGAAAUCCUUCUUCAGAAAGCUCCCAGAACCCCUUUUUACCAAUGACAAAUAUGCAGAUUUCAUAGAUGCUAAUAGAAAGGAAGAUCCUGUUGAACGUCUCAAAACACUGAAGAGACUGAUUCAUGAUUUACCUGAACAUCAUUAUGAAACACUCAAGUUUCUUUCUGCACACCUGAAGACAGUAGCAGAGAAUUCAGAAAAGAACAAGAUGGAACCGAGAAACCUGGCAAUAGUAUUUGGUCCAACACUCGUGAGGACAUCUGAUGAUAACAUGACACACAUGGUUACACACAUGCCAGAUCAAUACAAAAUUGUAGAAACACUCAUUCAAAAACAUGACUGGUUUUUCACAGAAGAUGAUGCUGAAGAACCCCUUACAACAGUUCAGGAGGAAAACACUGUAGAAUCUCAGCCAGUGCCAAACAUAGAUCAUUUACUCACCAACAUUGGAAGGACGGGAGUAUCUCCUGGAGACGUAUCAGAUUCAGCUACUAGUGACUCAGCAAAAUCUAAGGGUUCUUGGGGUUCUGGAAAGGAUCAGUAUAGCAAGGAACUGCUUGUGUCCUCCCUUUUUGCAGCAGCUAGUCGCAAGCGGAAAAAAACAAAAGAGAAACCUCAACCUAGCAGCUCAGAAGAUGAGUUGGAUAAUGUGUUUUUCAAGAAGGAGCUUGCAGAACAAUCUCGUGGUGAUACAGCAAAAGAGGACACAACUAAAGGGGAGUAUGAAAAAGAGAGAGACACAGGGAGAAAACAGAGGAUGUUUGUCCUGAAGGAAAAAGAGAACAGCAGUAAAAAAGAUGUGAAUGUUGUAAAGGAUGAAAAGAAGCUGUUAAAGAAGGAAAAUAUCCUAUCAGAGGAACCUUCACUGCCUUACCAUGAAAAAAAUACAAAAUCGCCUAAUCUCAGCUGUCGGCCAACCAUGCAGAAGAAUAACUGUAAAAUGCCCAUUUCACAAUCUUCUUCCCAGGUUGAGGAGACAGUGUCCGACUCUGGCACUAUGCUUAGCACUUCCUCCCAGGCAUCCCAGCACAGAUAUUCAUGCAAAAAAGUAGCCAGCCCUGAAAUUAAACACAAUGAGUUUUUAGCAGCUGAUGUCAGUUCCAUCACCUCAGAUUAUUCAACUACUUCAUCUACUAUAUAUAUAACUGGCUUAGAUGCCAGUAUGCUGAGCCCUGAGGUGCAGUCAGUGACAGAAAGCAAGGGAGAAGAUGCUGAUGAUGAAAGAAGUGAAUUGAUCAGCGAAGGGCGUCCUGUGGAGACAGACAGUGAAAAUGAUUUCCCUGUCUUUGCCACAAGUUCUGCUGCUGAAAGGCUGUCUAAGGUGAAAGUUUCAGAAGUUGUAAAGACAAGUCGGAGGAACUCUGAAGAAAGUGAAGUAAGUUGUACUGAGGGAAGUUCAACACCAAAGUUAGAGAGCCGCAGACUUUUUAGCUCACACAAACUUAUUGAAUGUGAUACACUGUCUAGGAGAAAGUCUGCACGGCACAAAACGGACAGUGAGGGUUCAGGGGAUGCGAAGAGUGAGAAGGACUUGCCUACUGUGACCAAAAUGUUUGACAUAAUGAAAAAAGGAAGAUCAACAGGCAGUUUAGCUACAUCAGCCAGAAGUGAGACUGAUAAACAAGAACCUACCUGGAGACUUAAAAUUACAGAUAGGUUAAAGCUGCGACUCAAAUCAUCUGCGGAUGAUAUGUUUGGAGUUGGGAAUCAAAAAUCUAACUCAGCAGAGACUGCAAAGAGAAAAAAUAUCAGGCGAAGGCAUACGCUUGGAGGACAGAGGGAUUUCGCUGAAAUAAGUGUCCUGAAUGCUUGGAAAGCUCAAGAGCCAAGUCAAAGUAGAGAGAGAGAAUCUGAGCUUUCGGCUGUGAAUCGGUUGAAGCCAAAAUGUCCAGCCCAGGACCUCUCAAUCUCAGACUGGCUUGCACGAGAACGUUUACGCACUAGCACAACUGACCUUAAUACGGGUGAAACUGGAAAGCCCAGACUUGAGAACACUAGCUUAGCAGAUGUUUCAAAGGCAGAUCUGCCUUCAUCUGCAGAGAUGCAGGCAGAUGAAGGCAGUUCUUCCAGCAGCUUGACUUUGAUUAACAGAACACCACCGUCGGGACCAUUUCAGCCACCAGACCAGGUAAAUGGCGAAAGUUAUCAGAACAUGAACAAAAACAACUUUAGCCCAGCAGUUGAUGCCCAUCCUCAUAAACUGUCUGGGACCCAAGUGGUUAGAUCUCGAUUCUACCAGUAUCUUUGAAAGGGGGAGAUAUGUCCACUACAGCAAUUCAUUAACUUACUGUUACACUUCCCAGUAACUGUGUGUGUGUAUGUGUGUGUACAUAUACAUAUAUAUGAAUUGCAGGAAAUAGUCCAUGUAUGGAUAUUGAUUUUAUAUUUUAAGGAAAAGUAUAUUUGAUGGCUGCAUACAAAUGUUGAACAAAGCAUCUGAUGCAACAUGCUGUGUAGUGUAUACAUGGUUUUACGAUUGAGAGUUGGCCUGGCAUUAAUAUGCAGAAAAAUUGUUCUUUUGGUUUAGUCACUAACAAGUGCCUCAUCAUAAAUUCAUUUGGUUUGUUAGGGUGCCAUAUUGUUAAAUUAGAGAAACUUACUACAAACAAAUGAAUGCAUUUUACUGUUAACGAAUUUCAUUACAUUUUACAAAUGUUAACACAGGUGGCUACAGAGCUUCCAUUCCUUAGGCAUUCCAGUAAAUCUCGGAGUUUUAUAUUUCCAAUUUUAAUACAGAUUUUGAGUUUUACGUGACUUGAAUUUUUAAUCUUUCUGUAAAAUAAGUAACUUAAAUGUACAUAUUACAUGUGUAUCUUUUCUUCAGAUACCAGAUUUGAUAUAAAUGUUGUAACAUAGGCGUGUAGAUAGUGGAUACUGGAUGGAACUGGUUUCUUUUAUUGAGAAUAUAAUUCUGCAUGAAGACCUAAUGAAUCCAAACCUGUAUCAUGCCUGUGUGCAUACCCACUUAAACACUGGAAAUAAAAUUGUUUUGGUGAC
Messenger RNA from Struthio camelus australis, 6698 nucleotides. It is a transcript of the gene ARHGAP21, whose product is annotated as Rho GTPase activating protein 21. The record is from RefSeq and is a predicted model, not a curated record. Gene Ontology annotation, molecular function: protein binding. Lineage: Eukaryota; Metazoa; Chordata; Aves; Struthioniformes; Struthionidae. Gene Ontology annotation, biological process: Golgi localization; signal transduction.